Molecule: messenger RNA, 1762 nt
Organism: Rosa chinensis
Lineage: Eukaryota; Viridiplantae; Streptophyta; Magnoliopsida; Rosales; Rosaceae
Product: probable protein phosphatase 2C 8
Exons: 2
Biological process (GO): protein dephosphorylation
Cellular component (GO): cytosol; nucleus
Molecular function (GO): cation binding; protein serine/threonine phosphatase activity
Source: RefSeq, a predicted model, not a curated record
UCUAUAUUUAUAAGAAUCCUUAAGAUUGGAUCAUACAUUUGUUUACUUGCAUUGCAGAUUUUAUUCCGAGUAAACUGGGUUUUCAUGUACAGAGAAUAGCUCCUGUGUUCUGUGAAUUGUUGCAUUAUAAUUGCAGGGUGCUGAUGCUUAGUUACGUGUUUGAUUUCCUGCAGUUUAAUGUGAUUAGUCAUAGAAUGACUGAGUUUAAGGAUGGCUUGAUGAUUUUGGCUUGUCUAUGUGCACACUUCAUAUUUACUAUAUCUGAGGCAGUAUCAUUCUUGUUGUUUGAGCAUUGAUAGUCCAAGUGGGAGACUGUAAGAAUUAAUGUGGACUUAUCAAUGUUCAAUAAGGACCACAACAACUUAGCUACCUUAUUUGCAGAAUAAGUAAUUAGACAGUGCUUGAAUUAUUUGAGUCCAUGACCUCUUUAUCUAUAAUCAGUACUGGAUACGGUAUAUAUUGUUGAUUACUUAAUUAUAAAGUAAUCCUAAAUGUACAUGAAAUAGUUUGACAAAGGCCUACAUCAAUUAGGACUAAGAAUCCUUUAUGGGAGGUACCUAGUCCGUGAUGCCUAUAAAAGUCUUAGAUCCCUGCUCUAUCAAUCACCACGCUAUUCAUAAACUUUGCCCCAUAAAAGUUUGCAUACAGGAUUGGAUAGAGGAGAAGAUCUAUCAUGACUAAUUCAAGUUGGUAUACAUGAUUUAUAUUUUGUUCAUCUUAAUGUUAUGCUUAUGUUAAUCUUAAUUAUGUUCUGUGUUCUUAGAUUGAGUACAAUCUUGUUUUAAUUUUUACGUUUUACAGUCAAUGGUCGGAGGAGACGGGCAUCACCACCGAGAUUAUGAUGUCCCAAGAAGAAGAGGAUAAAGAUGUGAGUAAAAGCUCCCCGUGCGAAUCCUAAGGCUCGAUAUCGGUAAUCGGGCGGCGGAGGGUGAUGAAGGAUGCCGUGGCCGUCACCAAGCUCGACGAGCACCACUUCUUCGCCGUCUACGACGGCCACGGCGGCUCAUCGGUCUCCAACGCCUGCCGCGACCGCCUGCACCAGCUCCUCGCUCAGGAGGUCGAGCCCUGGAUACGCGGCAGGGACAGUACCGGAGGGGUCGACUGGGAGAAGGCCCUGGCCUCCUGCUUCACCAAGAUGGAUAACGAGGUCGGCGCCGCCGCCGCGGAGAUGGAGGGCUGUGUGAACACAGUGGGGUCCAGCGCAGUGGUGGCGAUCAUAGGAAAGGAGGAAAUCGUGGUAGCGAACUCCAGCAACUCACGUGUUGUUCUGUGCCGCGACGGCGUUGCUAUACCUCUGUCACGUGACCACAACCCCGACCGUCCGGACGAGAAGGCGAGAGUGGAGGCGGUGAUGCGCUCAAAGCAAGCGCAUAAUUUAACCCUGGCGGCGGGAGGGAGAGUGAUAGACUGGAAAGGCUGCCGUGUGCUGGGAGUGCUGGCGACGUCGCGGUCAAUCGGAGACCAUUACCUGAAGCCGUACGUGAUAUCGGAGCCGGAGGUGACCAUCAGUAAGAGGACAGGGUCGUCCGACUUUCUGGUGAUAGCGAGCGACGGACUUUGGGACGUCGUAUCGAAUGAGUUUGCGUGUCAGGUUGUGACGAGAUGUCUGGAUGCACAAAUUAAGUUGAAGUUUUCGGAGGGGAUGAGCGGAGGUCCGGCGGAAAAUGCGACGGCCUUGCUGGCGCAACUGGCACUGGCUCGAGGGAGCAAAGAUAAUAUCACCGUCAUAGUGGUUGAGCUCAAGAAGUCCAUGACCGCCUGA